Messenger RNA from Closterium sp. Yama58-4, 2190 nucleotides. The record is from the annotation of a GenBank genome assembly. NCBI's taxonomy places the organism in Eukaryota, Viridiplantae, Streptophyta, Zygnematophyceae, Desmidiales, Closteriaceae.
AUGGCAGUCUACGGAUAUCAAGAUGGCGGACAACUCGAUCCACAAGACGGCGUUCCGUACAAGAUACGGCUCCUACGAAUACUUGGUGAUGCCGUUCGGACUCUGCAACGCGUCGCGACGUUCCAGGCAGAGAUGAACCACAUCCUCCGGCCCCUGCUGGACGAAUGUGUAGUACUGUACCUGGACGAUAUCCUCAUCUACUCCAAGAACAUGAAGGAGCACGUGGAGCAUCUGCGGAAGGUGUUCGAGAUCCUGCGGAAAAAUAAGUUCUACGUGAAGCUGUCGAAGAGCGACUUCGCCCUGAAGAAGGUGCAGUUUCUCGGGCACAUGGUGAGUGCCGAGGGCGUACACGUGGACCCGCGGAAGAUCGAAGCCGUUAAAAAGUGGAAAGUUCCGGAGAACGUGAAGGAGUUACAGCAGUUCCUCGGCUUCGCCAACUACUACAACAGGUUUGUGCCGCAGUACGCUAAGAUAGCAGCGCCACUGACAGACCUACUGAAAAAGGAUACGCCCUUCAAAUGGGAUGCUCCUCAUCAGCAAGCCAUGGAGCAGCUACAGACAGCACUGACCACAGCGCCAGUACUCAUCCUACCGGAUCCAGACAAGGACUACGUAGUUGAAGCAGACGCUAGUGACCAAGCAGUCGGAGCAGUACUGAUGCAGGAUCACGGGAACGGUUUACAGCCUAUCGCCUACCUCAGUAAGAAGUUACACGGAGCAGAACUGAACUACCCCAUUCACGACAAGGAAGCCUUAGCUAUAGUCGUAGCCUUCAAGGCGUGGAGGUGUUACCUAGAGGGAGCCAAGACCACAGUCUACACUGACCACUGCAGUCUUAAGUACCUGAAGUCGCAGCCGACGCUCUCACGACGACAGGUGCGGUGGGUGGAUUUCUUGGAAACUCACUUUCACUACGACAUCGUGUACAAACCUAGGCUCCACAACAAAGCUGACGCGUUGAGCCGCCCCGGUCAUGUAGCAGGCAUCCAGCUCGACGGGAUGAACCCUCUGCUCAAGGGUCUAUUCCAACAUGGGUACUCCGUGGAUGGCGAGAUCGCAACGGCAGAGAAACAGAAGCUGUUACAGUGGGAGAAAGACUUAGCUGUAAGGAAGGGUUCAGGAAAGAUUUGGGUACCGAACUACGCCCCGCUACGGCAGAUCCUUCUAGAGGAGUUUCAUGACGUACCAUACGCGGGACAUUUCGGGAGCAACAAGACGUUAGCGGGAAUAGCGAAGUAUUACUACUGGCCCCGGAUGGCAGCAGACGUGCAGCAGUUCGUCACCUCAUGCGACAUGUGCCAGCGGAUGAAGAGUAGCAAGCAGAAAAAAGCAGGGUUACUGCAGCCUCUACCCGUACCGGAGCAGCCAUGGCAGGUCGUUAGCCUCGACUUCAUCACAGGACUUCCCUCGACCUCACGGGGACACGAUUCCAUCCUCGUAGUAAUCGAUAAGUUCUCCAAAAUGGGUCACUUCAUUCCGACCAACGCCACAGCCACUGCUGAAGCAACUGCUCGCCUCUUCUUCGACCGCAUCAUCACCAUCCACGGCAUCCCCGCUACACUUAUCUCAGACAGAGACCCAAAAUUCACAAGUAAGUUCUGGAAGGAGCUUAUGGGACUGCUGGGGACCAAGCUUGCCAUGUCUUCAGCAUACCAUCCCCAAACUGACGGACAGACGGAGCGACUCAACCAGAACUCCCAGAAGCAGUAUGCCGAUCGCCAGCGACGAGAUCACUCAGUAGCAGUCGGAAAUCAGGUGCUUCUUGACACGCGCAACUUGAACCUGUCUCACCUACCAUCCAAACUCCGGCCUCGCUUCUGUGGUCCUUUUCUCGUGGAGGCACAGGUGACACCAGUUACAUUCCGCUUGCGCUUACCAGAUACGUGGAAGCUUCACAAUGCUUUCCAUGUUCAGCUACUGAAACCCUACAAGGACCCCAACCAACAGUUCCAGGGACGGCAGCUACCGCCACCUCCACCUGUUCUUGUGCAAGAUGAACCAGAGUACGAGAUCGAGCGCGUUCUCACUCAUCGGCGCCACGGCGGCAAGACCCUCGAGUUCCUGAUACGCUGGAAAGGAUACGACCCCACUGAGGACAGUUGGGUUGCAGAAGUUGAUAUGGGCAACGCACGCCGUGCUCUCAAGGACUAUCUUGUCAAGCAGGGUGUAUCUCACGCCACCCAGCUUUAA